AUGACUGUCACCACAAUAGAGCAUAAUAAUAAUGUUGCUAUUAAAUUUGUCUCGACAAACAGAUCAGUUAGCCGUAUCAUCUCAAGACAACAAUCUAUUAUCUUUCUCUAUGUUAUAUUAUCAAUUAUCAGACUAUCAUACGCAGAUACAUGGCCGGCUCUAAAAUAUGUGAAUCCAAUUUGUCUCCUCCUUUUCAUUAGAGUACCAAUUAUAGAUUCAGUACAGUCUAUUGCCAACCAGGGCAUUCAAAUAUCAUGUUCGGGAGGGCUUUUGUUGUUCCCCAGGGAUUGGAAUUAUGCAUUAUUCACAAGUAUCAAAUUCAUCCCUCAGGAUGAGAUAGAAGACAUUUUCAUCAACGAAGCCUUCAGAGGAUUACAAGUCAUAUACUAUCUUGCAGUGUUGGUCAAGAACCAGAAGAAGCUACAGGUACUAUUUGAGGUAUGUCACGUGAUUUAA
This is a messenger RNA of Kluyveromyces lactis, 456 nucleotides long. It is a transcript of the gene GPI15, whose product is annotated as phosphatidylinositol N-acetylglucosaminyltransferase GPI15. The transcript has a single exon. Bases 1 to 456 code for a protein of 151 amino acids. Gene Ontology annotation, cellular component: glycosylphosphatidylinositol-N-acetylglucosaminyltransferase (GPI-GnT) complex. NCBI's taxonomy places the organism in Eukaryota, Fungi, Ascomycota, Saccharomycetes, Saccharomycetales, Saccharomycetaceae. Gene Ontology annotation, biological process: GPI anchor biosynthetic process. The record is from RefSeq and is a predicted model, not a curated record.